UCCAAAGUUUUGACUGAAAGGAUUGAUGACCAGUUCAGUGAAGUUACGCGUUCAUUGGAGAAGCAUGAAGGCAUCAAAGAACAGUUAGUGCAGUCACUAAGCCGUGAUUGCGUUGUUCGUCGACAUGUGGUUGUAAAAGAGACAGCUGAGGAACAUCGUAAUGUAGGAGGAGACGAAGAACAAAUCUCACCUCUGCAAGUCACAAAAGCAGAGCUGAAGUUCACGGAGACAGAUGACGAACUUUUAACAAUCACACAUAACGGUUCCAUGAUAGAGUGCGAGGACUUGUCCCGUGCGGGUUGGUCUACAGCUCUGACAGACGGUCGUUACCAGACCGGCAGGCUCUACUGGGAGUUUGACAUCUCCGUCCUUCCGUCAUCCCCACACUCCUAUUGCUACUCUUGCGUAGGCGCCGUGCAGCAAGGUUGUGACUUGGGCAGUAAGCCUGGUACUAACAGCUGGUACGUUGUCAUCGAGUACCGUGAGGACGAAGUCCGGUACUACAGCCCGUGUGGAGGUGAGGUCCAAUCCGCGUAUCAGCAGUGGAGUCCUCACCAAGUACCUCAUCACUUGGGUCUCUGUCUGAAUUGUCACGAUGGGUCACUGACCGUAUUAGACCGUGCUAACAAUCAACUAAUCUACAAAUUCAUUGACCUGAAGUUUAGUGCAGAGGUCCUUAUUCCUGCCGUCGGGUUUUGUAUGGUGAAGUCUGCCUCGGCUCGCAUUAUAACAGGAGAAUCAGUAGAUAUAACCCAGCUUCUCUCCACCAUGUUAAAUAUUGGGUAGCGAUCAGUGUUUCAUUUUUAAAGAUUACAUUUUGUUAGCGCAAUGUGCUGUUGUUGCUGUGGUUAUUUUGUUUUUAUACUGAAAGUUUCAUAUUUAGAUAUUUUCAUAUAAAUAAUAUACAUGUUUUGUA
Molecule: messenger RNA, 916 nt
Organism: Liolophura sinensis
Lineage: Eukaryota; Metazoa; Mollusca; Polyplacophora; Chitonida; Chitonidae
Exons: 3
Coding region: 268-786 (172 amino acids)
Source: RefSeq, a predicted model, not a curated record